CUCCACCCUGGUCUUCACUGUUCCAGGAAAUGUUGUCCACCACUCCUUCACAUCUGGCUGCUGCUGCUGCUCAGCACACACCAGGACAGGCCUGAGAGGCAGAGAGGCAGGUUGCGGAACAACUUCAUAUCAAACUGUUUACCAAAUCUCUUUGGUACUUUGGACAUUUUUUGGAAGCAGAAAGGGUGUGGCUGAGGCUGACACCGGAGAGCAUUGACAUUUCUCAUUUUUUCGCUGGGAAUUAAAAGCACCAGAUUGUUUGCUGCUGUCGCGCCUCUUAUUUGGCGUCAUGUCCAGGUCAGACUACCCUCCAGGGUAUGAUGACUCCCAUGGCCCGCUGUACGCACCACAGGGCGGGUCUUAUCCACCACCCCCUGCCUAUGGCUUCCCCGCCUAUGGUGGUCCCCAGCCAGGCCAGCCCUCUGCUCCUUACCCCACUGGUCCCAACGUCCCUUUGUACCCAGGCCAGCCGGGGGGCUACCCUCCCGGUCCUUACCAGGGACAGCCUCACCCCGCUGGGCCUCCAGGAGCAGGCUAUCCUCCUCCCAUGCCCCCUGUUGUCCCACCUACAAUACCAUCAGAUGUCCUGAGCUCUGGUGAUGGGUUUGCGGCGAGCGGCAGCGGUUGGGACAGUCUGAGCAUUCGGCACGCCUUCAUCAGAAAGGUGUAUUUGAUCUUGGCGUCUCAGCUCCUCGUCACCACAGGCAUUGUGGCCAUUUUCACCUUUGUCCACCCAGUCAAAACCUUCGUACAGGAAAACAGAGCUGUCUACUGGGCAUCAUAUGCUGUGUAUAUCGUCACCCACCUUGUGCUGGUCUGCUGUAAAGGCCCCCGGAGGAAGUUCCCAUGGAAUGUCAUUCUGCUGCUCAUCUUUACUCUAGCUUUGUCCUACAUGACUGGAGCCAUAUCCAGUUAUUACAGCACAAAAGCAGUGUUUCUUGCUCUGGGUAUCACCGCUGUCGUUUGCAUCGCCGUCACCGUCUUCUGCUUCCAGACAAAGGUCGACUUCACCAAGUGCCAGGGCCUCUUCUGUGUCCUGGGCAUCGUAAUAUUUGUGACUGGCAUCAUCACAACCAUUGUGCUGUCCUUCAAAUAUAUUCUAUGGCUUCACAUGCUUUACGCAGCUUUGGGAGCCAUAGUCUUCACUAUGUUCCUAGCGUACCACACACAGCUGCUGAUAGGGAACAGGAAACACUCCAUCAGUCCAGAGGAGUACGUGUUCGCUGCGCUCUCCAUUUAUGUUGACAUCAUACAGAUCUUCCUUUUCCUGCUGCAGAUUAUCGGUGCUUCCACCAAAUAAGUCUACAAGAGUGCAGCUUGGGGAGGCAGCGUGCAGACAAGCACCCAGCUGCCAAACCAUUCCGUGCUUCUUAAAGCCUUCGCUUGUUUUCAGUCAGAAUCAGAAAACAUUUAUACAAUCAUGGUGCACUUCAGGGAACAGAUUGAAGGGCUCAAUUUGAGAUUUUGUCAUAGUAUAGGCUAAUCCUAUGCACAAAAAUGCACUUUUUUCUGAAAUCUGUAUUUGUUUGUAUCUGCAUUAAGCAAUGUACCAGUGGUUAGCAAAGAAUAUUAACUCUACAAUAUAAAUAUCUGUGGACAUUGGAACGCACGCUGCGACAUUUAUUCAUUCAUUCAUUCUUGCUGGACUUCAGUUAAGGCCGACAGUGUCUGAACAUUUUACUCUGCAUGUAGAAAUACCGCUACACAUGAACAGACUCCCGUCUGUUUAAAUGUUGAGAAAAUGGACAAAUAUGUUUGUUCAAAUUUUCAGAUUUGCCAACGCAGAGGCAAUCUCUCUUGUUGCCCUUGAAGUACAGUAGGGGUGGGCAUUGUCCAAAAAUUUGGCUUUGAUGCAAAAUACCCACCAGCACCUCUGAAGCUCACUAGUUAACACACAUUUUGUUUGUUUAAUCCAUGAAAUAAGCAAAAUAUUAAAAUGCCAGGUUAUGCUUUAACAGGGAUUACAUUCUACACAUUUUCUCGUCCAUGAGCUGUAAAUUCCUACAGUCUCAACUGGAUGUGCCAUUUUUACACUUUGGUUUUUAUAUGCAUUAAACAAGCAAAUACAAUGUGUUGAUUAGUGAGCGUUAGAGGCUGGUAGGUGGAAUUUUAUCUAUGAUGAGCGCCUGGCUCACUGUUCCGCCUUUUCCAGUCAUUAUGCUAAGCUAAGCUAAAUGCAACAGCUAGCUCACUGUAGUUUCAUAUUUACCGUACGGGGAUGAGAGCAGUAUCCGUCAUCUCAUCUAGCUCUCAGCAAGAAAGUCUCUCAAAAAUAUUGACCUACUGCUUCUAUCACAUGGAAGUUUAAAAUUCAAAGUAGGGUUUAACAGUAAAUCAGUGUUCAGUGUGAACGCAUUGAACUAACAUAUGUAAAGCAAACAGUGCUGCUCUCAGAUGAGUGCCGAUGUACCCAAAAUGUGAUGUUACAUAAUGUACGAUAUAACACUUGGACAUCUGGUAUUGAUCCUGAGUCACUAGUAUGGAUAUGCUCAACACUUACUAUUUGUAUUAUCAGUACUUAAAGGAUUGACAUGCCCACCCCUGAAGUACAGCUCAGUGACGACAGCCUCAGAUCUGCUGGUUCAUGCCAGCAAGACUUUGCUGAUGGUCUUUGAUACAUGUGUUGCUCUAUUGUAUUUACAUUCUACAUCACUAUAGUGCCUUCACAAUGACAAUGUUUGUGAGAUUACAUUUUUUACUUUAAGAUGUACAGGGUUAUACUCAUAAGCUUUUAUAGUAUUGUUACAUACUGUAUGUAUCUGUUUAUAUAUUCUUGUUUACAGUCAGAUCUGGGUCAGAUGCUGAGUGUGCCAGCAGGGUGGGGUUUUCCACAUGGGACAGCACAAUCAUUCCCGUUGAAACACUGUCAAGAUUUCCAAAGUCAGAGCGCUACAGCCAAACUGCCUCACUGUCCAAAACCUCUUGACAUAAUCAACCCCACCCGGCUGGUCCUCCACCCAGACCAAAGUUUCAUAUAACCCUAAACUCUCAACAGAUAUGGCAACAUUCUGACUGUGUGGCAUAGAUAGUAAGGGGUAUGGGUUUGUAAAUAUACAUAUCAAUGCUGAAGAGAAUCCAUUUGCCUUUUCAUAUCAAAUAAAAGAUUUUUAUUUGAAAUUGA
This is a messenger RNA of Lates calcarifer (barramundi perch), 3121 nucleotides long. RefSeq names its product transmembrane BAX inhibitor motif containing 1a (gene tmbim1a). Gene Ontology annotation, cellular component: Golgi apparatus; membrane; endoplasmic reticulum. The record is from RefSeq and is a predicted model, not a curated record. Lineage: Eukaryota; Metazoa; Chordata; Actinopteri; Centropomidae. The coding region runs from base 290 to 1300 and encodes 336 amino acids. Gene Ontology annotation, biological process: negative regulation of apoptotic signaling pathway. The transcript is spliced from 12 exons.